Messenger RNA from Papaver somniferum (opium poppy), 3651 nucleotides. RefSeq names its product U-box domain-containing protein 4-like. NCBI's taxonomy places the organism in Eukaryota, Viridiplantae, Streptophyta, Magnoliopsida, Ranunculales, Papaveraceae. Bases 523 to 3045 code for a protein of 840 amino acids. Gene Ontology annotation, biological process: protein ubiquitination. Gene Ontology annotation, cellular component: nucleus; cytoplasm. Gene Ontology annotation, molecular function: protein binding; ubiquitin-protein transferase activity. The record is from RefSeq and is a predicted model, not a curated record. The transcript is spliced from 6 exons.
UAAUUCUCGAAGACAGAGAAAUCAGAAAAAAAGAGAUAUUACGAAAAAGAAAGAAAAUAAGCAGAGAAAUGAUUUUUCAUAUCUCCUCUCUUUCAUACAAGGACUGGGGUUUGAGUCAUUUGACCAAUUUCUCUCCUGUUAUUCAAUUUCCAUCAAAUUUCAUUGAAUCAAAAGCUCCACGAGAUUCGUUUUGAUUGAUCGGGUCUAGGGUUUGUAAAAAGAAGAGAUAGGAAGAGAAAUUCCGGUUUCUUCAAUUAUUGAUGUUAAUUUUUAGAAAUGAUUCUUCGAAUUUCAAUAGGAGUUUGAUCCCAUUGGAAACCUUUUUCUCUUUCUUCUUUCUAGGGGUUUCAUUUCCUUGUUCUGUGUUUGCAAAGGAAUUCUCUGAUGAAGUUUGAUUUGGGGUCUGAAACUUAGUUAUGCUGGAAAAAGGUGUAUAAAUUGUUGAGGAAAUGCUGGUGGUUGAUAGCAUAGGAAUCGAAGCGAAGAUAUAUAGGAACCUGCUUUUCCUUCCACCAAGGUGUAAUGGAGAUAUCAUUGUUAAAGGAUCUGCUGAACGACCUCUCUCAAUUUAACAACUUAUCUUCUUCGGACAACAUAAAAUCUGAACCAGUUCAAAAAUAUUACAUAAAGAUAAAUGAGAUAGUGAAGCUUUUGAAGCCGAUACUUGAUUUAAUUGUUGAUUCACAGAUAGCUUCAGAUGAACAGCUAAAUAGUUCAUUAAAAAUGCUGGAUGAGCUUAUUAACGAAUCCAGGGAGCUUUUCGAUAGCUGGCAUCCGAUGACGAGUAAAGUUUAUUUUGUUAAUCAGAUCGAAUCACAGUUAACAACUACUCGUGCUUCUUGUCUGGAGGUUCUCCGAAGGGUGAACGCAUUGGAACAAUACAUGCCUGCCGAUUUGACAUCAGCAUCAAUUGAGCUUUGUAUGCAAAAAAUUCAAGGAAUUGGUUACGAGCAUACAUCAAAUGUUAUUAAAGAUGCUAUAAGAGAUUUACUGGAGAAUUCUCUCCCCAGGUCCGAGAACCUGGUCAAGAUUGCAGAUGCCCUGAGCUUAAAAUCAAACCAAGAACUGCUAAUGGAGGCUGUGGCCCUUGAAAAGGUGAAGCUGCAGGCCGAGCUAGUUGAAAAGGAUGGAGAGGCUGAGCAUAUCGGAAAUAUGAUUGCUCUUGUCACCCACAUGCAUGACCUCCUUGUUAAGAUAAAACAAUCUCAGAGUAAUGCUGCAGUCCCGAUACCUGCUGACUUUUGUUGUCCCAUCUCAUUGGAGUUGAUGACAGAUCCAGUGAUAGUUGCAUCAGGACAAACUUAUGAACGGCUUUUCAUCAGGAAGUGGCUUGAUCUUGGUCUCACAGUUUGCCCUAAAACCCGCCAAUCUCUGGCACACACAAAUUUAAUUCCUAAUUACACUGUGAAGGCACUAAUUGCAAACUGGUGUGAGUCAAAUAACGUCAAACUUCCUGAUCCUGUAAAGUCUGUUAGCUUAAACCAGCCUGCAGCCCUUCUUGCUCGAACAGAAUCCAGUCUCAGAGACUCAAAUGUGCUUCCCCCACAUGCAUCCACUAGAACCAGCUAUCCAAGGUCACCUGAGUCAAUCAGGUCCACCGGUUCACCAUAUAAGAGUUUGUUCUCAUCUAAUGGAGCCCUCCGAGAGAGAGCUUCUCCAUCACAUCCCCGUUCAGCCUUGGAUGGUAACGUGAGUAACAGAAACGUAAAUGGUUUCGAGUUGGACGUUGGUAGAACGUCGUUAGGAAGCUCUGGGGAGAGGGAAACCAAUUCAGAAGAUAAAAAUAUUGGUUCCGGUGGGCACACUUCAGUGUCAUCUAAAAUGGCAUUUUCUGAUGCCAAUGGGGCUAACGAACAGUUUAAGAGUCAUAGUCGAAGUGCCUCAGUUUCCAGCGUAGUUUCAGAUAGAGGUUAUUGCGAAGGAACUCAUGAGGGAGCUAAUGAGGGCUCACGGGUGUCUAGCGAUCUUGCUCGCUAUAGCAGUGAUGCUUCUGGUGAAGUUAUGUCAGGUUCUCUUGCUCCAGCUUCCACGGCCCCACAUGCAGAGCCGGAGUUAACAUCUCGAUUUGCGGAGGCUCGGUCUAGAAGCCAAACCAUCUGGCGCCGGCCAACCGAAAGGUUUUCCCCAAGGAUGACUUCAUCUCUCUCUACUAUAGAUACAAGAGCUGAUCUUACUGGCCUUGAGACCCAAGUUAGGGCAUUGGUCGAGGAUCUGAAGAGUACCUCAGUUGAUUUACAGAGAGCUGCAACAUCAGAGCUACGUCUUCUUGCGAAGCACAACAUGGAUAAUAGGAUUGUAAUUGCAAACUGUGGGGCAAUAAGCUUGUUAGUCAAUCUUCUUCGAUCAGUAGAUUCAAAAAUUCAAGAGGAUGCUGUAACUGCACUUCUCAACUUGUCAAUUAAUGAUAACAAUAAAUCUGCAAUUGCAAAUGCUGAUGCCAUUGGACCCCUCAUUUAUGUUCUCGAGACUGGCAGCGCGGAGGCAAAGGAGAACUCAGCGGCAACUCUUUUCAGUCUCUCUGUUGUUGAGGAAAACAAGAUUAGGAUCGGUCAAUCUGGAGCAAUCAGGCCUCUGGUGGAGUUGUUAGGAAAUGGGACUCCUCGAGGGAAAAAAGAUGCUGCAACAGCGUUGUUCAAUUUGUCUAUUUUCCACGAAAACAAGGCUCGAAUUGUUCAAGCAGGUGCAGUCAAGUAUCUUGUUGAACUAAUGGACCCAGCUGCUGGGAUGGUUGAUAAAGCAGUUGCUGUUUUGGCAAACCUUGCAACAAUACCUGAGGGAAGGAGUGCGAUUGGUCUGGGAGGAGGGGUUCCCGUUCUUGUUGAGGUUGUUGAACUAGGUUCUGCGAGGGGAAAGGAGAAUGCAGCCGCAGCCUUGCUACAACUUUGCACAAAUAGCAAUAGAUUCUGUAGCAUGGUUCUUCAAGAAGGAGCUGUCCCACCAUUGGUUGCUCUAUCACAGUCAGGCACACCCCGAGCGAAAGAAAAGGCACAAGCGCUUCUUAGCUACUUCAGAAAUCAGCGACAUGGUAAUGCCGGGAGAGGUUGAUCAUGACCAUAACUGAUAGCAUUGGUGGUUAGUUCAACCUUGUGAUUUGGGAGUUUCUAUAAAUACUUAAAGUCCAUGGUGAUAUAAUACUGUAUGCAUUUAAGGGGUCUUCUUGAGACAUUGCUUGUUUGUAAAAAACUCAAAAAAGAAAAGCUUGUGGCUGGGGAGAGGGAGGGAGGGAGGAGAUGAUUGAAGCCCAUUAAUGUAUUCUUGUAUAUGCAGCGGCAGAUUGCAAAUAUGGAGGGUUACAGUCCUGAAUGUGAGUGAUCUAGGACAGGUAAGUCUCGUCUGUUUAUUGGGGUUACUAUAUUGAAAUAUACUGAAGGUCGGUUACUAUAUUGAAAUAUUUGCCGAAUUUGUUUAUUGGGGUUCUUAUCUUCGUAAUUGUUAUUUUUCUUGUAUUGAAUGUUCCGCGGGUUCCUUUUCCUUGUAUACGAGUAGCUUAUUCUCUUUCAUGUCAUUUUGUAUAACCUGUUUUUGUCACUUAGCAUGUUGCUGGAGAAGCAGUGUGUGUAUUUUUUAUCUGUAAUCCCCAGUGAAUGAGUAACAUCAUCUUGGAUGAAAUUCAUAAACUAAUAAAUAACAUCAGUGUGUGUUAAAAUGUAA